This is a messenger RNA of Labrus mixtus (cuckoo wrasse), 3724 nucleotides long. RefSeq lists its product as uncharacterized. Bases 281 to 1936 code for a protein of 551 amino acids. The transcript is spliced from 2 exons. Gene Ontology annotation, molecular function: DNA-binding transcription factor activity, RNA polymerase II-specific; RNA polymerase II transcription regulatory region sequence-specific DNA binding. The record is from RefSeq and is a predicted model, not a curated record. Lineage: Eukaryota; Metazoa; Chordata; Actinopteri; Labriformes; Labridae. Gene Ontology annotation, biological process: regulation of transcription by RNA polymerase II. Gene Ontology annotation, cellular component: nucleus.
AGAGAGAGAGAGGAAGAAGACACACACACAUACACAUACACACACAGCGGUUUGCCGAGGCUCACAACAGCUUGCAAAGCCCCUUCUGAGAGUUUGAAGCAAUCAAACAGUUUCUCUCUCUUUUUUUUUCUUCUCUCUUCUGCAAUCAAGAACAGAAAGGAUUUGCUCACGGACAACAGCACCAGCGCUGCCCUGAACAACAAAACUUUAUACCCCCGAUUCUUUAUUUGAGUUAUCGUCCGGCCAAAAAACGGAGGUCGUGGGGCUAGAGUGUGUUCUCAUGGCGGAGUCAGAGACUGAAUGUGACACACCCGGCCUUGACACGCUUGGGUCGGAGUGUGUCAUAGCCCACAGCCAUGUCGACCUUCAUUAUGGAGCAGAAACCGAGAUCAUGACUGAAGAAAAGCGUGGAUUAGAGCUGGAGAUCCAUGGCUCAGACUUAAAGAUCCAGGGGCUGGGAGAAGGGCUCGGAGCUGUAGCCUGUGUGGAUGCAAUUGUAGCUGAAACAGACCACGAUUACAUAAAGGUGGAACAUGGCGAGAUGCACUGUUUCACAGGAGCAGAGAUCAAGACAUCAGGGAGUGAGGCUCUGCUGGGCGAGGUGCUGCUCAAGGCGGAAAGCGAACACGUGGUAAAAGUGGAGUCUGACCAUGGUGGGGAGUUGACAGUGGAGUCCGAGAAUGGUGUGAUCAUACAUGAAGCUCAUGGUCUGCAGUGCAACGAGUGUGGAGAGAUUUUCGGCAGCAUAGCUGAUCUUCACCAGCAUUUUGAGAUACACAAGGACCUUAACCCUUACAUCUGUGUCCACUGUGGUGAGAGCUUUGCUGUGGAGGCCAGCCUUAAGCAGCACAUGAAGAUUCACAUGAAAGAAAAGCCCUAUGUUCCCCCUGGAGUUGAUAUUAUGGGCAAAGAUGUUAUUGAUGCCUUCAGCCUCAAGUCCCAUCAGAUGAUUCAUUUACCAGACAAGCCCCACAGAUGCUCAGAGUGUGGUAAGAGCUUUGCCGCUGCCAUCACCCUGAGAGAACACAUGAAGAUGCAUUCAGAGGAUAAACCCUACAAGUGCACCCAAUGCAGAAAGAGCUUUGUCCGGAGGAGGCAUCUGAAAAAACACCAGGAGGUCCAUGCACGUGAGAAGCCAUAUACCUGCGGCCAAUGUGGCAAAGGCUUCGCUACAACUUCCAACCUGAAGCAGCACCAGAAGACUCACGCUGCUGUUGUGCUUGGUGACAAACCCCACCGAUGCGCACAAUGUGGAAAGUGUUUUGCUGCAGCUGCCACUCUGAGAGAGCACCAGAGGAUCCACUCGGGUGAGAAGCCAUACAAAUGCAACAUGUGCAGGAAGAGCUUUGUCCGCAAACGCCAUCUGAAGAAGCACCAGCAAGUCCAUGCCGGAGGGAAGCCCUACACCUGCAGACAUUGUAACAAGGGCUUCAAUCAUUCAUCUUCUCUCUCUCGCCACCACAAGACCCACCUGCAGAACCCAGUGUUUUCUCCUCCUCAGCCUGGAAAAACCCUGUCCUAUGGCACUCCCCCCAAGCAGCGGGUGCACCAGCAGGGAGACAAGCCCUACAUGUGCCACCACUGUGACAAGGGCUUCAAUCAUUCCUCUUCCCUGUCCCGGCACCAAAGAGUCCACUCUGAGGGAAAGAGUUAUACGUGCGCUCACUGUGGCAAAAGAUUCAAUCACUCCUCCUCCCUGGCUCGGCAUCAGAGAGUCCACUUGGAGGGCAAACAACAGCAGCAGCUGCCACAACCGCCGCCACCACAACCGCAGCAGUACACCACCAUUCCCACAGGGAAGGGUUUCCCUAACAACGCCUUCCCAAAACAGCGCAUCCUGUCUGUUGAAAAACCAUACAGGUGCUCCCAGUGUGGAAAAGGCUUUAACCAUUCAUCUUCGCUCUCCAGACAUCACAGGAUCCAUGUAGAUCAGUAAGCCCCUUCUCCCACCCUGACAUGCAAGUGCAAAUAUCCAUGCUCCCACACCCUGUUUCUGUUCUAACAAUGGUCCCAUCGUUAAUAUUGGAACACCACAGGAAACACCAGUUCAACUUCCAUUGACAAAAAUGGUCAGGACAGCGAAUUACUACGUUAAAGUGGAGCAGCUGAGACUAAAUGGACAGUAACACUCAAGUCUUCAAAAGGAAAGGACUACGUGAUCUUUAAUCCAGAGCUGAACCCGGGACUUUGUGCUCAGUAUAAAGAGGGUGAUAUUAAAUUGUGAAGGAGCCUCUGUUUCCUGUUUGUGAUUGUGCUUCACUUGCUCCAGGACCUCUUUUGAACACUUUUAAAGGAAAAAAAAAAAUUGACGAUCGAUGUGAAAAAAUUGUUACCCGGGGAAAAUUUGCUUCACCCUCUGAGAAGUCGUUUUGAUAAAAGAAUUCAGUUUAUGUACCUUCAGGUGGGCACCUGCGCUUUUCAGCUGCAACUUUAUUCAAUGCUACCAACACAAUUGGUGAACUGUUGUCUCAAUUUAAAUGUGUCCUUUUUCACCCACAUAACCCAUUUGAAGCAAACAUCAGAAAUCCAAUGUAAAUACUUAUUGAUUUUUCUUUUAUAUAUAUGUAUAGGUGACUAGUGUGCUGUUCCAAAAGAUUACAUUUUUGAUAGAAAGAUCCACUUUGUCUCCACCUUUUUUUUUUUUUCUUUUAUGACUUUAAUUUGUUUUAAGUGUUGGAGAUAAACAGGUUGCAGGUGUUCUCAUGCAGCUUGUUCUUGAAUUUGGGCUCCAUCAGACAAGAGCCAUCUUGUAUGUUUAUAAGGUUGUUUUCUUCUAUGUCUAAGAUGGGUUAGCACUGCUGCAAAGACUGUACAGAGAGCAAUACUGGCUGACACCCUAAUUCUAUUAUGACAUGCAGUUAGCCAUGAGGAAAUGCAUAAUAGAAAAUAAAAAACCUACUGGGUAGCAUAUAACAACAUGACCUGUGUCCUAAUUUUUUACUGUGCAUUUUCCUUUGGUACCUGCGCACCAAAUGUACAUGAAAUGCAAAAUCACACUUUAAAUGCUUCGGAUACUAAUUCAAUUACCUGUGUGUUGAAUAAAGGAAACUCAGUCAUGUUGAUCUGCGACUUCUCACAAUUUGAUCUGAAAAAAAUAAAGUUGUGUGUACUAAAAGACUACAAGAGGUUAUCUCACUUUUACAAGACUUUAAGAUUUUUUUCUGAAUUCUAAUGGAUUGCGCUCUAUUUACUGUUCUGUGUAAAAUAUCUUUUACAAACUGAUGUAUUUUUUUAGAUAUGGCUUGGGUUAUAUGAAAGGGAAUGAGAGAUAUACAGUUUUUAUGGGAGUGAACAUGGUGAGCAAUAUUUUCUUUUAUUUGGAUAACAGUUGUGCUUCAGACUGUAGCAUAGUUUUCUUCCUUGUGUUAGAUAGGUGCCUUAUUGCAUGCUAUGUAGAAAUGUAUGCCGAGCUGUUGAGAAAAAAAGUUAGGGAUUUUUCAGGCGUCUUUUGUUCUUACUCAUACUAACUUACCCUACAUUUUAAUUUGAUGUCACUGAUACCUGUUGCUUUUUUUUUUUUUGUUGCUUUUGUGUAUAUUACCAUGUGUUUACACUGUUACGACCAUAUUGUCUUUAUUUCCUUUCCCCUUCAUUUUUGUCAAUGGCCUCAUUGUAGAAAGAAAUUGUAAAUCAUCCAUAUAGGCUUCUCUUAAGGGCAAAUCCUGUAACACCUUCCCAAUUUCUGAGUGGCACAUAUAUGGAUAAAUAAAGGUUGUUGACUCUC